CUUAUUUCACUAGAUGACUCUGCUGUUGCGGUAUGUCAACAUCACGUUGUUUGUGAGGUUAGGUGUAUGUCAAUUAUAAGACAACAAAGACAAAGUAAAUUCUGCAUGACUAUCUAGGUUGAUAAAUGACUGAGUUAAAUAGUAUGAGAAAGAACAUCUUAAUAUUAUUAUUUAGUAAUAUAUUAUAAACGAAGAAGGUUCGUGAAAUCAACAUAAUGAGUAACUCAGUAGAGCUGGAACCUCCACCUAUUUGGCCUGAUAUUGAGUUAGAAAUGCGUGAAUAUAUCGAAUAUCCUGAACGAUUGCCAAUACAUCAACUAGACAAUGCCCAAUGUUAUUGGCCGCGCAAGCCAAAUAUCCCUUCACUCUUGGAAUAUGAUUUAGCUCCAAUUGGUACAACACUAAAGUUUGAUCGUGAUCCGGUAACAGGUAAAAUUGGCGAGAUGCAAGAGAUUGUCUUACUGGGUGCAGGAGAAACUGCAAGAAAUUCCAUGUCUAUGACUCGUGCACCUGGACCACUCAUGGAUGGAGUUCGAGGUAAUCCCAGUAAUAUUCCUUUUUGGCCUGGUGGUUUUGAUGAAAUUAUAGUACCUGAGAAUGAAUUUGUGGAGGAUAUUGAUUUUGAAAAGAAUUUAAGGACAUUGGCUAAAGGAUUUAGUUCAGGUUUACAAUUCCAAAGCGAUAAUUGUACUCCAAUUAAUUGUAUCAAUAAUAUAGAGGAAACAUCUGUACCAGUAUCAGUAUCCAAAAAACCUGAUGAAAUAAAAACUAAUAAUGAUAAUAUCAAUUUAAUGGCUGUUAUACACGAGGAGGGAAAUUCACUUGGUUCAUGGUUGUUAACUGAGGAGACAAAAAAAGAGAGCGUACAAUCUUCAAGUGAUGAUAUUCCCUCCAUAGAAGAGUUCUCUACUUUGUCUGACGAAAUAAAUAUACCUGUUUUGAAGAUAUCAGAGAAACGAUCAGAACUGGCAAAGAGUGAAUGGGCAGAGCAAUUGGAUGUAUCUGCACCAGUGACUGAUUUCGACAAGAGAGUACCUGACCCAGCAAUUACGUUCGAAUAUGAGUUAGACACUUUUCAGAAACAAGCUAUCCUUAAGUUGGAGGAAAACUGCAAUGUGUUUGUGGCUGCACAUACAUCUGCAGGAAAGACUACCGUUGCCGAGUAUGCUAUUGCACUGAGUCAAAAGCACAUGACGAGGGUGAUUUAUACAUCUCCUAUAAAAGCACUAUCAAAUCAGAAAUAUCGCGACUUCAAGAAGAAGUACGAAAGCGUUGGAUUAUUAACGGGUGACUUGCAGAUAAAUCAAAACGCAUCGUGUUUGAUCAUGACAACGGAGAUUCUACAAUCAAUGUUGUAUUGUGCGUCGGAUGUCUUACGAGACUUAGAAUUUGUGAUAUUCGACGAAGUGCACUACAUUAAUAACGAAGAUAGAGGUCAUGUAUGGGAGGAAAUAGUUAUUCUGCUGCCACAAACUAUCAAUAUAGUAAUGUUAUCUGCGACUGUACCGAAUCCAGUAGUGUUCGCGGAUUGGGUUGGUCGUAUCAAAAAGCGAAAGAUGUACGUGAUUAGUACUCUAAAAAGACCGAUACCUCUUCUGCAUUAUUUAUACACCGGAACUGACGGUAAGACUAAGGAUGACAAAUUUUUGGUGCUCGAUGGCAAUGGUCAAUUCUUAUUAGAUGGAUGGUUCAAAGCGACAAACGCGUCCAAUAAGAAGAGCAAGAAUGCAAAAGAUUGUAGAAGAAUGACUCCAAAACAAGAGGAAGUUUUAUGGAGGGCGUUCAUAAGUCACCUUAACAGCAACGAUAUGUUACCCGUUGUUGUGUUCACACUGUCGAGAAAGCGUUGUGACGUAAACGCUGCCACAUUGAGAAAUCUCGACUUAACGACCGCGAGGGAGAAGCAUCAAGUGCACGUAUUCUUUCAAAAUAACAUAAAAAAUUUGAAAGGUAGCGAUAGGGAAUUGCCGCAAGUACUUAUGAUGCAAGAGCUCUUGCAGAAAGGAGUGGGUAUACACCACAGCGGGAUUUUACCGAUCCUGAGAGAAAUCGUAGAGAUGUUGUUCCAGAGCGGCGUAGUGAAGUUAUUAUUCGCGACGGAGACUUUUGCCAUGGGAGUUAACAUGCCAGCGCGCACGGUGGUGUUCGAUUCAAUACGGAAAUUCGAUGGCAAUCAAUUUCGUACUCUGUUCCCGACGGAAUAUAUACAGAUGGCCGGUCGUGCUGGCCGACGAGGUCACGACACUACGGGAACAGUGAUGGUAAUGUGUAGGAACGAGGUGCCGCACUUCAACGACCUGAAGCCAAUGAUGUGCGGAGGAGCGCAGACCUUGGAAUCGAAAUUCAAAGUCACCUAUUCUAUGCUGUUGAACUUGAGACGAGUGAACGAGUCCGUCACUGUCGAGGCGAUGAUGCGCAAGUCGUUCAAGGAAUCGCCGUUGGCUUCGCAAGAAGCGAUGUACACGCACGAGCUACGAAAGCUGGAGCGGGAAUUAUCGAAUCUGCCGACUUUGACCGAUAUGCAAAAGAUGCUCUCGACAUUUCAUCAGGUGGCGGUGGAUUAUCUGGAGGACAUUAAGUUUCUGAACCCCUACAUGUUCGAACCUAAAAAGGCGGCGAAGAACUUGACCGAAGGUAGAGUGCUGAUCGUAUCGUACGCGAAUCAUUACAACAAGAUAGCUUUGUUACUGCAAGUUGUGAGCCAUAAAAAUUCGAAUGAGUACAAGGUACUGGUGCUUGUGGAUGCAAAAGCGUCGGAUUCCGAGGUUGCGGAAUUCAAGGAUCCGCAGACUUACGAGAAGUGGUGUGAAAUUAUCAAUCUGACUAAGAAACGGAUAUUCGUCCCAAGCAAUAAUCCAUCACACAAGGUCCUCAAUGUAUCAGCGUGGCAUAUUAUGGCGGUGACUAAGCACCAGAUAAAAGUCGAUUGCUCCUUGGUACUGGCCGAUUGGGAAAAGAGACAAAUAUCACGAUUUAAAAACGAUCUACCAGGACAGACGUGCCAGAUGGCGGUUCAAGAACUGAUGUCUCUGUCGUUGAAAGCCGGCGUAUCGCCAGAAAUUUUAUCUCCGUAUGUUGAAUUUCCAUUGAAGAAUGACUUACGAUUACGUAUGCAACAUAGGAACCAGCUAAAGACUGUUCUCAACAACAUGAAGUGCACGUUAAUACCGAAUUUCGAGGAACAAUUUAGGCCUGUGUUUGAGCGGAAUCAACUCGAGAGCAAGAUGCGACAGCUGCAGCUCAAACUCAGCGACGAGGGAAUGACGUUGUACCCGGACUACAUGAAUAUGCUGACGCUCCUCAAACAUUUGCGAUACAUCGAUAGCGACGAGAGGGUCGCUCUGAAGGGAAGAGUCGCGCUACAAAUGGGCAGUAACGAAUUGCUCAUAACAGAACUGAUUCUGAAGAAUGUGUUGACCGUUUUACAACCGGCAGAAAUAGCAGCGCUAUUAUCGGCACUUAUCUUCCAUCAACGUACGGAUAUCGAGCCGCAACUCACGCUAAAUCUAAUCAACGGUCGUAAUGUAAUGAAAGAGGUGCACGCCGAAUUGGAAGCUCUGGAGCAAAGUCAUGAAUUGUCGACACUGUCACCAUUGAAUUGCGGCCUGAUGGAAGUUGUUUACGAAUGGGCACAGGCGAAGUCAUUCGCCGAAAUUAUGAAGAAGACUGAUGUCCAAGAAGGAAUUAUAGUUCGUUGUAUACAGCAACUCGGCGAGACUCUGCGGGAUGUCAAGAACGCGGCUGUGACAAUAGGCGAUCCCGUUUUAAAGGAAAAGAUGGAGGAGGCAUCGACUGCGAUCAAACGCGACAUAGUCUUUGCUGUGUCUUUGUACACGCAAGACUAAACAUAAUUCAAAUAACGUUAUUUUUAGUACUCUGGCUCAAUUAUUGUAUUUUUAUAUAAAUUAAAAAUUAAGGAAUGCGGAUACAGCAUAUACAGAAUAUAAGAAAUGUUUUUUUUUAUGUCUAUAUAGAUCGUAGUAUUCGGAAGUCGCAUAUGAUAUCAUCAGCAGACAUUAUAUAUCAAUAGAGCAUCGUGGUAUUUAUAAUCAAAGUAAGGUUAUUAUAUUUUGAAUGAGGAACUUUCCUUUGUGGAUACUAGAAUAUUAG
Molecule: messenger RNA, 4110 nt
Organism: Harpegnathos saltator (Jerdon's jumping ant)
Lineage: Eukaryota; Metazoa; Arthropoda; Insecta; Hymenoptera; Formicidae
Gene: tst
Product: superkiller complex helicase subunit twister
Exons: 12
Coding region: 216-3845 (1209 amino acids)
Biological process (GO): nuclear-transcribed mRNA catabolic process, 3'-5' exonucleolytic nonsense-mediated decay
Cellular component (GO): Ski complex
Molecular function (GO): RNA binding; RNA helicase activity; ATP binding
Source: RefSeq, a predicted model, not a curated record